GAACCCGGAAACGCCUGGGCUGCACCGAGCUGGCGGCGGCUACGGCUAAGCCAACGGGAGCCGGCGGCGCUGCGGGUCAGCGGUCGCGUUGGACCCAGCGGGCUCGGCAGUCUGGGGCCCCCGGCGGAGCUGAACCGCGGCCCCCGGUGGUGGGCUCAGCCGGCCGAGCUGCGCGGGAGGCAAAUGAAGAUAAAACAAUGUCCACCAACCUAAAAUACCUUUCCUUGGGAAUUUUGGUCUUUCAGACUACCAGUUUGGUUCUAACAAUGCGUUAUUCUAGAACUUUAAAAGAGGAAGGACCUCGUUAUCUAUCUUCUACAGCAGUGGUUGUUGCUGAACUUUUGAAGAUAAUGGCCUGCAUUUUAUUGGUCUACAAAGACAGCAAAUGUAGUCUAAGAGCACUGAAUCGAGUACUACAUGAUGAAAUUCUUAAUAAACCUAUGGAAACACUUAAACUUGCUAUUCCAUCAGGGAUAUAUACUCUUCAGAAUAAUUUACUGUAUGUGGCACUAUCAAAUCUAGAUGCAGCUACUUAUCAGGUCACAUAUCAGUUGAAAAUUCUUACAACAGCAUUAUUUUCUGUGUCUAUGCUUAGUAAAAAAUUGGGUGUAUACCAGUGGCUCUCUCUAGUAAUUCUGAUGACAGGAGUUGCUUUUGUACAGUGGCCCUCAGAUUCUCAACUUGAUUCUAAGGAACUUUCAGCUGGCUCUCAGUUUGUAGGGCUCAUGGCAGUUCUCACAGCAUGUUUUUCAAGUGGCUUUGCUGGGGUUUACUUUGAGAAAAUCUUAAAAGAAACAAAACAAUCCGUGUGGAUAAGAAACAUUCAGCUUGGUUUCUUUGGAGGUAUAUUUGGAUUAAUGGGUGUAUACAUUUAUGAUGGAGAACUGGUAUCAAAGAAUGGAUUUUUUCAGGGAUAUAAUCAACUGACCUGGAUAGUAGUUGUUCUUCAGGCACUUGGAGGCCUUGUAAUAGCUGCUGUUAUUAAGUAUGCAGAUAAUAUUUUAAAAGGAUUUGCAACCUCUUUAUCUAUAAUAUUAUCAACACUGAUCUCCUAUUUUUGGCUUCAAGAUUUUGUACCAACCAGUGUCUUUUUCCUUGGAGCCAUUCUUGUAAUAACAGCUACUUUCUUAUAUGGUUAUGAUCCCAAACCUGCAGGAAAUCCCACUAAAGCUUAGUUGUAUACUAUCUUUAACUGGUUUUUCACGAUGGUCCACUAGGAAUCUCGACAUUAAUCUUGCACAGAGGACUUCUACAGAGUCUGUGAAGAUAUCAUCAUGCUGAAUCUGAUCAUAUUGUUUAAAUGGUUAAAAAUAUAAAAGUUUAAGGAUAAAAUAUGUGUAUAUGUAACAAAACACAUUGCAUCUAGAAAUCAAAACUUAAGAGUAUUUCCAGGGAUUAGAAUUAGAAGGAAUAUUAGUGGAAACUUGAAAUCUGAGUUUAAAAAGAUUUUACCUUUUUGGUUGCUGCAGAAAUGUUCUAUGCACUCUUUGCAAGAGCACACAACAAAUGUCAAAUAUCAAUUUUUGCAAAUUAGAUUUAAUCUUAUUCAAUGUUUUUAUCUUACUCUUUCUGUACAGCUAUAUCAAAUCACAUGAAAUAUUCAAAGUUUGAAAAUUAUAAUUACCUAUAAAGCUGUGAAAAAAAUAGAAAUAUAAUUUGAAAAAACAUUUCACUUAUCAGAGAUUUUUAUAUUUAUACAAAAGAUUACUAAAUGAAGGAUUGCUAAAUGGUUUUUGUUCAGUUACCUAAACAUUAAUAAAGUACUAUUCUGGGUAUGAUUUGUCAGAGAAUAAAUACUAUAUCUAGAUUUAAUGUAGAGAUACACACUAUUUCUCCAUAUGACUUUUAAGAUAUUUUAGUGCUUCAAUACUGCUGAAAGCAAUCCAGUUGCUCCUGUGCUAAAUAGUAGCCAGCGAAUCUUAUAGUAAUGGAGGAUAGCCCCUAAUCUCUUAAUUGCAUUUUAUUUCUGUAAAUCAGAUAAAUCCUUAAUAUUAUUUUAAAUUAAAAUUUGUAAUUGCCAUUAAAUUUUUCAAAAUGUAAUUUAAAAGGAUUUAAUAAUUUAAAAUAAUUAUUGUGUAAUAUCUACAUUAGGAGAAUUUUGAACUAUCAAGCAUAUAUAGUAUACGGUUAAAAGUUAUUAAAUGAACAUUUUACUCACUGA
This is a messenger RNA of Saimiri boliviensis boliviensis (Bolivian squirrel monkey), 2161 nucleotides long. The record is from RefSeq and is a predicted model, not a curated record. NCBI's taxonomy places the organism in Eukaryota, Metazoa, Chordata, Mammalia, Primates, Cebidae.